Messenger RNA from Oreochromis aureus, 423 nucleotides. Its product is annotated as coiled-coil-helix-coiled-coil-helix domain-containing protein 2-like. The record is from RefSeq and is a predicted model, not a curated record. The transcript has 3 exons. The coding region runs from base 14 to 247 and encodes 77 amino acids. Lineage: Eukaryota; Metazoa; Chordata; Actinopteri; Cichliformes; Cichlidae.
AAUCACACAAACUAUGACGGGAGGUUUGGGUGGAGGACAGUCAGAGCCUGCCAGGCCUGACAUCACUCAGGAGCCGUACCAGCAGGUGGGGCCUCAGCAGCAGCAGCAGCAGCAGCAGGCCUGCGCCUGUGAGCUCGCAGAGUUUGUGGCCUGUGCCCUGGGCGACCUCAAACUCUGCGAGGGAUCCAGAGAGGCGCUCAAAAGGUGCAUGUCUGCUAAUGGUCUGUCAUUAGAAGACCUGCUGUAAAUCAAUUUUUUCUAAUAUUAUUCUUUGAUUGUUUUAUUUUUUUAAUGGUUUCAUUUCAUUUCAUUCAAUUUUUUUUUAAAUUAAUAUCUUGAAUCAAUUAUAAAUCUACUUAAUCACUAAUCAUUGUAAAAUUUAAUAAAGUGUUAAAUUGUAAAUAGACUGGUUCUUAUACCCUG